Messenger RNA from Sinocyclocheilus grahami, 652 nucleotides. Its product is annotated as ladderlectin-like. The record is from RefSeq and is a predicted model, not a curated record. NCBI's taxonomy places the organism in Eukaryota, Metazoa, Chordata, Actinopteri, Cypriniformes, Cyprinidae. The transcript is spliced from 6 exons. The coding region runs from base 57 to 515 and encodes 152 amino acids.
UCACAAAAUAUUCCUCUGAGAUUCUGAAGGUAACAAUCUGAAAACUAAGGUUCAUCAUGGCAAUGCUGAGAAGUCUGCUGCUUCUUUUGAUUGUGUUCUCCAUGGGGAAUGCAGAAGUUGAUAUAGUUGAAAAAUGCCCCAAUGGAUGGAUAAACUUUGGAGUCCGAUGCUACAAGUUCUUCUCUCAGGGGGUCAACUGGAUCACAGCAGAGAGAAGCUGUCAAAGUCUGGAUGCAAAUCUUGCAUCUGUGCACAGUAAACUGGAAAAUGAUCUUCUGCUGAGUCUGUUGCCUUCUUCUACCACACAUUCUUGGCUUGGUGUUCAUGAUGGUGAACAAGAAGGAGAGUGGACAUGGAGUGAUGGAACUCCAUUUGACUAUAACAACUGGUGCUCUGAGGAACCUAACAAUGCUGGUGUUGAGAACUGUGUGGACAUCAGCUGGACCACUAACCGUUGCUGGAACGAUUUGCCGUGUUCGUACCAAAUAGGCUAUACGUGUGCUAAAAGCCUGUGAGAUCAUAUGCAGUUACUUUGAUUGUACUACAUUAACAUUUUCUGUUCUUAUCUUUCCAAAAAAAAAAAGUUUAAUCUAUUUUCAAUACCUUCUCUAAUACACUCCUCAAAUCAAUAAAAGCAUCAAUAAAAAGCAAA